Messenger RNA from Uloborus diversus, 1968 nucleotides. Its product is annotated as natural resistance-associated macrophage protein 2-like. Gene Ontology annotation, molecular function: cadmium ion transmembrane transporter activity; iron ion transmembrane transporter activity; manganese ion transmembrane transporter activity. Gene Ontology annotation, biological process: manganese ion homeostasis; metal ion transport; response to manganese ion. Lineage: Eukaryota; Metazoa; Arthropoda; Arachnida; Araneae; Uloboridae. The transcript is spliced from 12 exons. The coding region runs from base 40 to 1569 and encodes 509 amino acids. The record is from RefSeq and is a predicted model, not a curated record. Gene Ontology annotation, cellular component: apical plasma membrane.
UUCCGAAAACUAUGGGCCUUCACCGGACCCGGUUUCCUGAUGAGCAUAGCCUACCUGGAUCCGGGCAACAUCGAGUCGGAUCUGCAAUCCGGGGCGGCGGCCAGCUUCAAGCUGCUGUGGGUCUUGAUGUGGGCGACUCUUCUCGGCCUCCUGAUGCAGAGAUUGGCGGCUCGCUUGGGUGUGGUGACUGGACUGCACUUGGCCGAAGUGUGCCAGAGAAGGUUUCCACCCAUCCCACGAUACUUGCUGUGGAUCAUGGUCGAAAUCGCCAUCGUGGGUUCUGACAUGCAGGAAGUCAUUGGCACUGCUAUAGCGUUUUAUCUCCUUUCCAAUACUAGAAUACCCCUUUAUGCGGGAGUUCUUAUAACAAUUGCUGACACAUUUACCUUUCUUCUUCUGGAUAAAUAUGGUUUGCGGAAAUUAGAGGCAUUUUUUGGAUUUCUUAUUUCUGUUAUGGCAAUUACUUUUGGAUAUGAGUAUUUCACUGCCAUGCCAGAUCAAGGUCAAGUGGUUAAAGGUUUGUUUGUUCCUUGGUGUUCUAACUGUGAUAGUAGAGCUCUUUUGCAAGCUGUUGGUAUUGUUGGUGCUGUGAUUAUGCCUCAUAACUUAUAUCUUCAUUCUGCACUUGUUAAGUCAAGAGAUGUGGAUAGGAAAUCUAAAGAGAAAGUGAAAGAAGCAAACAUGUACUUUUUCAUCGAAUCGGCAGUGGCAUUAUUUGUCUCAUUAAUCAUCAACAUUUUCGUUGUCGCUGUGUUCGCUGAAGGACUCUUUGGUCAUACAAAUAAAGACAUACAUGACUUAUGUGUCAAGGAGAACAGCACUCAUGCAGGUGUGUUUCCUGCUGACAAUGAAACAGUUGAUGUAGAUAUUUACAAAGCAGGUGUGUUUUUGGGUUGCCAAUAUGGUAGUGCACCCCUAUACAUCUGGGCAAUAGGAAUACUUGCUGCUGGACAGAGCUCAACCAUGACGGGAACUUAUUCCGGCCAGUUUGUUAUGGAGGGUUUUUUGAAUCUCAAAUGGUCUCGCUGGAAGAGAGUCCUUCUGACCCGAACCAUCGCCAUUUUCCCCACCCUCUUCAUAGCCGUUUACAAAGACAUCGAUGAUCUGAGUGGAAUGAAUGACCUUCUGAAUGCCCUCAUGUCACUGCAGCUGCCAUUUGCACUUUUACCCACCUUAAUUUUCACGUCAUCAAAAAGUGUCAUGGGAGAUUUCCAAAAUGGAAUAGCUAGUAAAGUGAUCAGCGUUUUACUUGCUAUGGUUGUGAUCGGCAUAAAUCUGUACUUUGUGGACCAGUUUGCCCAAGAAAAAUUGCCAGAUCAUUGGGCAGUAUAUUUUGGUUUAGUUAUUCUAAUGGCGUUUUAUCUCUGUUUUGUUUUAUAUUUGGCACUUUGUUUGAUUUAUGUCUUGGGUGGUAGAAGAGUUGCUCACAUUCCUUAUAUUGGACGAUAUCUCGUCGAACCCUACGACUUACAAGUGCCCUCUUCGGAAUCCAGGACCGAAAUAUCUGAAGAUGACGCUGGUGCAACCUAUUCAGUAUUGGAGAGAAAUGAAGAUUUUUCAACGUAUUAGAAAGGAAGAUUCUUCAAUCUGUUGCGUAGGUUGAAAGAGUAUUGAUACAACUUUUCCCCGAGCCUUGAGGUCCUCUUGGCUUAGUGGUAGAGCACUGGGUUCGCAUGCCACAGGUUUGCAGAGCCAAACCCACUGCGAUCUCCAUUGGAUGCCUCAAAUGCUGCCGCCCACGUUUACUUUUGCUCACCAGAAAUCUAUGAUGUGUAGAAAUAUUACAUUUGUAAAUUUCUGAAUAAUUACAAUUUGUUCUAAUUCAUGAGGCUCUCUACUGUUUUCAAUUUUUUUUAAUACCAACUAGCCGCGUUUACAUGAACUCUUUCGACCCCGGAAAUAACCUGCUUUUAACGACGUUCUGGUUAUCUCCCGGGUAAAUGUGGAGUUUUUUUUUCUCUUGCAUCC